Messenger RNA from Bufo bufo (common toad), 2621 nucleotides. It is a transcript of the gene HOMER2, whose product is annotated as homer scaffold protein 2. Gene Ontology annotation, cellular component: plasma membrane; dendrite; cytoplasm. Bases 302 to 1363 code for a protein of 353 amino acids. Gene Ontology annotation, biological process: regulation of store-operated calcium entry; protein phosphorylation; G protein-coupled glutamate receptor signaling pathway. The record is from RefSeq and is a predicted model, not a curated record. Gene Ontology annotation, molecular function: G protein-coupled glutamate receptor binding; protein serine/threonine kinase activity; ATP binding. The transcript has 9 exons. NCBI's taxonomy places the organism in Eukaryota, Metazoa, Chordata, Amphibia, Anura, Bufonidae.
GCAGCGGCCCCGUCCCUCCUCCAUGUGGGAGGCUGCGCUGCCGCUAGGAGCAGGUGGGAUCCGCUCUGUGUCGCUGCGCUGAGUCCGCGCUCACUUCCUACACACUUCCUGCGGGAGAGGAUCGCUCCGGAGCCGGCAGCAGCAGAGCCAUGGCAGCGGGCAGCAGCCUGUAGAUCUCCGCGGAUUACUGCGCCCUCCGGAGAAGCCCGAGGAGGACUUAAAUAGCAGCUGAUGCGAGAGCUCCUGAUCCCCGGGAGAGCACACACAGUCCGCCCGCUUGUGAGAGGAGCUGCCCGGCACCAUGGGAGAACAACCCAUCUUCACCACGAGAGCACAUGUCUUCCAAAUAGAUCCCAGCACCAAGAAAAACUGGGUCCCUGCAAGCAAACAAGCCGUAACCGUCUCCUACUUUUAUGACAGCACAAGGAACAGCUACCGAAUCAUCAGCGUUGAUGGGACCAAGGUAAUUAUAAACAGCACAAUCACACCCAAUAUGACGUUCACAAAAACCUCUCAGAAAUUUGGCCAGUGGGCUGACAGCAGAGCAAAUACAGUUUUUGGUCUAGGAUUUGGAUCUGAGCAGCACUUGUCCAAGUUUGCAGACAAAUUUCAGGAAGUUAAAGAAGCUGCAAAACUGGCCCGAGAACGAUCGCAAGAAAAAAUGGAAACUUCUAGCAAUCAUUCCCAAGAAUCGGGUCGGGAAACUCCAUCUACUCGAGCAUCCAGUGUGAACGGGACAGACGAUGAAAAGGCUUGCCAUGGCACCCCUCCUGACUCCGAGCUGAAGACUGAAAAUGAUAAACUGAAAACUGCCCUAGCACAAAGCACCUCCAACGUAAAAAAGUGGGAAACCGAACUAGAAACCCUGAGAGAAAGUAAUGCCCGGCUGUCCUUGGCCCUGCAAGAGUCCAUCGCAAGUGUAGAACAUUGGAAGCAACAAUUUCUAGCAUGUAAAGAUGAGAAUGACCAACUCAGGAACAAGAUUGGAGAGCUGGAAGCACAAUGUGAUGAGAUAGACAAGGAGCGAGAGAGGAAUGAAGAGCUCAGUAAAAGACUGCAAGAGCUGGAAGCUGAAAUUCAGGACAAGGAAGCUGAACUUGAAGACCUCAGGAAACAAAGUGAAGUCAUCCCACAGCUAAUGAUAGAAUGUGAAGCAGUGACGGAAAAGCUCCAGGAUGCUGAGCAGAGAAACCUAGACCUAGAAGAUAAAGUGAGAACACUAAGAAAAGAAGUGGAAGAAAGCAAACAUAGACAAGGCCACUUGAAACUGGAACUCAAACACUUCCUGAAUAUACUAGAUGGGAAGAUUGACGAUCUGCAUGAAUUCCGUCAAGAACUUUCUAAACUUGAAAUGGAUAGUUAGAGUGUGUUGGAUUGUUUUCUUUUUUAUACACCCAAGAUCUGUACUCAGCAACAGCAGGAGGCUGAGGGCUGGAGGAUGCUGUGUUACUUCUGUCUUAUUUGGAUGGCUGGUAUCCGUUUUCCCAUUUGGCAACCAGUAGUGGCCUAAACCUUUGAAGCCAUUUUUUACUGUUUCUACAAAACAGGAGCCAUCCAAGUUUUACAAUACAGCACUCCAAAAUUGUAAGAAAGACCAGAUAAGAAUCAUUACAGUAACAACGUCCAUAAUCAUUUGAUCCAGAAACAAUGGAUGGCCUUAAAAAGAUUUGAAGGCCGGGAGUAGCACCAGUAUACCGCCUCUUCUGUCCUCCGCUCCCGCUCCUUACAAAAAUGUUGAAAUUGCAAUAAGAAAAAGCACAUAAAGAACACUAGACCUGUAUCGCAGGCAGCACUGCAGUAGUUGCAAUAAAUCUAAUAAGAUGAUGGCUAUGGCAGAGUUAAAUGCCUCUCGCACUCACCGAUGGUCAGGUCUUGGAUAAAAAAGAACAAAUGUACUUACGACAGGGUAACUGCCACCGUUCACUUCUUGGAAUGAAAGUAUGCCAAUAGGCUAUAGAUAAAUAUAUAGAGGUCACUAUUGAGGAUAUUACACGGAAAUGAAUGGCUAGAAGGCAAACUUGCCAUUAUAUAUAACUUUACAUUGGUUUUGGUUAUUUAUAGAGUGCAUUUAUCAUGUCAUUAUCAUACAUUGGUUUAGUAAGGGAUGUAUUUUUUCAAAGGAAAUAAUAAUCUCUAGGAGUCUAUUUUCAUAGUGUGAACCUUUCACCUAUACAUCUCAAGUAUGGGUUGAACUGAAAUUCAUGAGAGAAAGCCAGAGACAGAGACCCAGCACCUUGUGAAGGAAAGCUAGACACAUGGAUAUUAAUUAUUUGAUAUAGAAAAUAUUUCUGGAACCUGGUUCUUCCCAUAUGGAUGUUUCCACUAUAUAUUUGAUAGUUUUAUAGGCCUCUUCUGAGGAAAACAAGAACAAAUCACUACUUUGCACAAGACACACACAAUGCACAGUAUGCUCUUCCACUUGAUUUGAUCUUGGUACUUUUUAACGUUUUCAAAAGUUGGGCCCAAACUCAUCAGAUUUCUCAACGGUGUUCCAGAGACUCUUUAUCCCAGUUAUGUAGCUGGCAUUAUGGGACCGCCAUGUUAAUGCCUUAUACAUGGAACACGAGUCUGAAAUGUUGUAUCAUUUCCUUUUAUUCCAUAAUAAAGGGUGUUAUGUUGUG